UGGGCGCCCCGGGCGGAACCCUGCAGGAUACGGCCGCCUGAGGCCUCCCAGCCCCUCGGGGCGCCCGCCGGGGCCCUCCGUUCCCACAGACCCGAGGGAAAAAACCCUCAAAAACCUCUCAAAAAAACCGCGAAGUGGGAAAAGCAGCGCCGCGUGCGGCGCUCCGGGCCCGUCAGACCCCGGGGAAGUCCCGGCCCGGCCCCGAGCCCCACCCCGCGCCCAUGGGCUCGGCCCCGCCUGGGUGAGGCCGCUGCGCCCGGCCCACCUGUCCGACAGGUUGGAGUUGGGCCGACUCGGAGCGCUCCGCAGGCCGCGGCCCCGCCGCCCUCAGCUCCGCUCCGUGGUGAAGCCGGCGGGGAUGGGAGCCUAAUCCUGUCCUGACACCCUGAAAUACGGAAGAGCUGCUUCCCAACCCCUGGCAGCACUGAGCGCGCCGCCCCAUGGCUGCUGCCGACCCCACGCUGCCCCUGGAGGAGGUGGCUCUGCUGGAGCUGGGGAAAGCGGCCCCAGAUGCGGAUCCUUCAGCCCCAGAUGAUCAUCGCGGGGAUCCUGAUGCCACCCUGCUGUGGGACCAGCGCCAGCAUGGCGCGCGGGGGCAGCCGGAACCCACAGAGACCAAAAGGCGCUCGAGCCCCGAGGGGGCCCAUGAUGACCCUGAAGAGGGAACUCCUGCUUGCCCCCCCCCUGAGGCUGAUGGGGAGGGAGAUCCCGGGCUUCCCGUGAUGGCAGCGCACGUCUUUGUGCCCAUUGACCCCCACUGCAUCGAGCGGACACCCGGGGAGCAGAAGAAGAAGCAGCAGCCCAUCCCGCAGCCCUGGGAGGAGGGCAGGGGGGGCUGUGUUCCCCCCAGGGACGGACCCAACAGCGUCCUCCCAAAGCAGGCCUUCCUCCCUGCCGGCCCCUCGCAUUUCCGGGGCCCGCUGAUCUUUGAGGGGCAAGCAGCCAAGCCGCCAGCCGAGGGGCCGUGCCGCUCCUGUGCCGGGCUCUGCAGCAGCGCCACCCUCAAGGCUGUGGCCUCGGUGGUGGGGGCUCUGUUCCUCUGCCCCUGCCUCAUUUACGGCGCCUACAUCUUCCUGCCCUUCGACGCGCCGCUCCUGCCCACCGUCAGCACACGGCUGGUCUACACGCUGCGCUGCGCUGCCUUCGCCACCGUCCCCAUCGUCCUGGGGAUGAUCGUCAGCGGCAUCUCACGCCUCUGCUCCUCGGCGCUGGAGCCUUUUGGAAAGCUGCAGCGGGAGGUGGAGAUCCAUCGGACCUACGUCUCCCAGUCCGUCCAACUCUUCAUCCUCUACUUCUUCAACGUGGCCGUGCUGGCCACAUACCUCCAGCAGGAGCUCCUCAAGCUCAUCCCCCUCUUCACAGGGCUCUUUGCCAUCUCCCGGCUGAUCUACUGGCUCUCCUACGCCUUUGGACGCUCCUUCCGCGCCUUCGGCUUCGCCAUGACCUUCCUGCCCCUCCUGGCCAUGCUGCUCUGGAACCUGUACAACAUGUUUGUCCUGGAGCCUGAGAACCUCCUGGCCGUGGCGACGGCGAAGCCCGAGGAGAGCUCCCGGCAGAGCAGGGCCAGACUGCGGUACUGGGGCUGAGCCUCCCUGCAAGCCCUGGGUUGGGGGGCAGAUCCCGGGGCUGCACUUCUUCCGUGGGUCUCCCAGCGCACCCCCCAUGAGGUGGGGAGCAGGAGGAUCAGUGAGCUCAGGAUGAGGGCGGGGGUUGCCAGAGCUCCUCCUGGGACCAAUAAAGCCCUUCAGCUGAA
Tympanuchus pallidicinctus (lesser prairie-chicken) is the source of this 1753-nucleotide messenger RNA. It is a transcript of the gene TMEM79, whose product is annotated as transmembrane protein 79. The transcript is spliced from 4 exons. Gene Ontology annotation, biological process: regulated exocytosis. Lineage: Eukaryota; Metazoa; Chordata; Aves; Galliformes; Phasianidae. Gene Ontology annotation, cellular component: lysosomal membrane; trans-Golgi network membrane. The record is from RefSeq and is a predicted model, not a curated record. The coding region runs from base 441 to 1586 and encodes 381 amino acids.